This is a messenger RNA of Vanrija pseudolonga, 2659 nucleotides long. It is a transcript of the gene CUL4A, whose product is annotated as Cullin-4A. NCBI's taxonomy places the organism in Eukaryota, Fungi, Basidiomycota, Tremellomycetes, Trichosporonales, Trichosporonaceae. Gene Ontology annotation, cellular component: Cul4-RING E3 ubiquitin ligase complex. Gene Ontology annotation, molecular function: ubiquitin protein ligase binding. The transcript is spliced from 11 exons. Bases 36 to 2444 code for a protein of 802 amino acids. The record is from RefSeq and is a predicted model, not a curated record. Gene Ontology annotation, biological process: ubiquitin-dependent protein catabolic process; DNA damage response; protein ubiquitination.
CCGCCAUCGCUCUACACCUCUCCAGAGCCGCCGCAAUGGCAUCCCUCAUCACAUUACCCAGAAGGUCAGACGCGUUCACAGACUACAAACCAAGCAGAAAUGCCCACACCAGCAUCCUGACCGGCACGGCGUCGGCCGCCACCGGCGAUAGCAAGGUCAUCCGCCUCAACCUCACGCAGCCUCGGCCACCACUCAAGGACUCGGACGAGGUAGACAAGCUCAACGCGUCGGUCCCCCUCGUGCUCGCCGGCAAGCCCACAGUGCUGUCGUACCACCAGAUUGGGGCAUCGUGCCGUCGCGUCGUCCUCAACCCCCAGGUGGACGUCGCCAAGAUCUACAACCACAUCGUGGACGAGCUGCAAAAGUAUGUCGACCGUAUCGCCCGCGAGUGCCGUGGCACCAUCAUGGGCAGAGAAGGCAACUGGCUCGACCGCCUCGUCGAUAUCUGGGACCUGUAUGAUCGCCGCGUCGGCCUGUUGGCGUCGCUCUUUGUCUACCUCGACCGAGUGUAUGCGCCCGAACGUAGCGACCGCCUCCCUAUUCGCGAGAAGGCCAAGGAGCUCUUCUGCUCUACCAUCUGGAACAACCCGCUCCUAUUUGAGAAGACGCGCGAUGAUAUCCUCGCGUGGGCAACUGCAGAGCGUGAAGCUGAUAGCGAGAACGCCACUGCCCGAUACGCUGUCAUGGCCGUCGUUACUCUCGCCAAGCACCUGGGCGUCUUCGAGACAAUCUCCCAACCCUACAUCGAGCUCACCCGCGCCCAUUACGAAACUGUGGCUGGGACACACGCUGCCAAUGUCGAGUCAGGCUCCUUCACAGGUGCCGAGUACGUCUCGUGGGCCUUGUCCAAGGAGGAGGAAGAAAAGCAGAGAGCCGAUCGGGUUCUGUCCGCGGAAGUCGCCGGAAAGGUCGUUGAGCUUGCUCGACACGAGGCUGGGGAGAAGGUCACACACUCUGUUGUCCGGCAAGCUCUCGACGAGGCAAUGUACAGAGACUCCACCGACGCCCUCAUCAAGCUGUACAAGUUUAGUAUCGAAGCAACAGCGUUCAAGGUCUUCUCCAAAGCUCUACAGGACCACAUUGACACGAGGAUUCGCAAAGUCAUUUCCGAUCCCAAGAAUGAUCCUCAGAUGAUAGAGAGCACUUUGAGGCUCAAGCGAUUCGUGGAUACGGCCGUCGCGGCCCUCUUCUCUGCCCCUCCCAAGCCCAUUCAGGCGACCAACGACGACGACGAGCUCAUGGAUAUCGAUGCACCAUCUGUCGAUGUUCUGGCACACAACAGGCGUCUAGAGCUCGAGGAGUCGGUUCGCGCUGGAUUCAAGUCGGGCUUGGGCAGCCGCCAGAACGCUCCAGCCGAAUGGAUUGCCAAGCACCUCGACGCUGCCAUGCGCAAGGGCCAAGGCUCUGGCACCGAGGCAGAGUUCAACACUCUCCUCGACGAGAUCAUCGCCCUCAUCGGCUUUACCAAGGACAAGGACGUGUUCCGCGCGUUCUACACUACAGGUCUUGCCAAGCGCAUCCUGCUCAACAAGAGUGCAAGUGAUGACCUGGAGCGCAACAUGAUUGUCAAGCUGCAGAAUGAAAUGGGCGACGAGUUCACAUCUGGAGACGUGAUGAUGAAGGAUCUGCAGGUGUCAGAGACCCUGGCCAAGGCGUACCAGUCUGCGCGAGUCAAGAACCCCAAGCAAUACAAGGACUCUCUGGACUUUACUGCCAAUGUGCUUACCGAGUCGGCGUGGCCUUCCUACCCGCUCCUCAAGGACGGCUGGGACUUCAAGCUCACUGCCGAGCUCCAGGCGUCGAUCGACGCCUUCUCAUCAUGGUACGCUACUCAACACUCCAACCGACAGCUGUCCUGGAGACACCAGCUCGGCACUGUCACGCUGAGUGCGAGAUUCGACAGCGGCAAAUUCGAGAUCGGCGUUAGUCUCUUCCAGGCCGUGGUCAUGCUGCAGUUUAAUGAGGCGGACGUGUUCGACUUUAGUGAACUAAAGGCGCGCACUGGAAUUGAAUCAUCUGAACUCGUUCGGACACUCCAGUCGCUCGCGCUCGGCCGUAAGGGCACCCGUGUGCUCCUGAAGAGGCCGGCAGGGAAGGAGGUCGAACCGACGGACAAGUUCGCCAUCAACAAGGCAUUCUCGAGCGAGCGGAUCAAGUUCAAGAUCAACCAGAUCCAGCAGGACAUCUCUGUCGAGGAGUCGCGCAAGACGAACGAGCAGGUCGCGAUCGAUCGUGUCUCGGUGCUCGAGGCGACGAUUGUCCGCAUCAUGAAGGCCAAGAAGAAGAUGACUCUCACGCUGCUCAUCGACAAUGUUGUGGGCGAUGUGUCGAAGCGUUUCCCGCCCGACGUGCGCGAGAUCAAGAAGCGGGUUGAGAGCUUGAUCGAGCGUGAGUUCCUUCAACGCGAGGAAGGCGACCGCAACACGCUGCACUACCUGGCGUAGAGUCACACACGUUGGCGUCAACAAUCGCGCAACUUGGCUCAACCGUGCCUCCUCGAUACGCGUAGAGCUACAGGUGCAUUAUGCAGUGGACCGUGGAUGUGUACAAUACUAAGAUAUACUAACGCAACGCUACGCCAAGUCGGACGCUGACGGCGACGAUGCCAACGGCGACGAGUCCGAGGUGUCGGACGGGACUGGGACUCUUCUCGUCGUGA